AUGAAGACUACAACCUGCUCCCUGCUCAUCAUCAUCUCCUUUCUUCAACUGAUGGUCCCAGUGAAUACCGAGGAGACCUUAGACUCUGUCAUGAAGAAGCUCAAGGAAGCUCGCAGUCUAGAGCGUCCUCCCUCUGCUAUGACUAAGAGUCUCUCCUGCACUACUAUCAAUGCUUCAGGUACACUGGCUUCCUGUCCACCAGGAAUGAUUGCUACUGGUUGUUCAUGUGGCUUUGCUUGUGGAUCUUGGAAUGUCCAGAAUGAAAACAUUUGCCACUGUCUGUGUCCAAUCGUAGACUGGACCAUUGCCCGCUGCUGCCAACUGAGGAUAUGA
Microtus oregoni (creeping vole) is the source of this 333-nucleotide messenger RNA. Its product is annotated as resistin-like alpha. The record is from RefSeq and is a predicted model, not a curated record. NCBI's taxonomy places the organism in Eukaryota, Metazoa, Chordata, Mammalia, Rodentia, Cricetidae. Bases 1 to 333 code for a protein of 110 amino acids. The transcript has 3 exons. Gene Ontology annotation, molecular function: hormone activity. Gene Ontology annotation, cellular component: extracellular region.